Adelges cooleyi (spruce gall adelgid) is the source of this 2615-nucleotide messenger RNA. Its product is annotated as O-acyltransferase like protein-like. Gene Ontology annotation, molecular function: acyltransferase activity, transferring groups other than amino-acyl groups. The coding region runs from base 76 to 1893 and encodes 605 amino acids. The transcript has 16 exons. The record is from RefSeq and is a predicted model, not a curated record. Lineage: Eukaryota; Metazoa; Arthropoda; Insecta; Hemiptera; Adelgidae.
AUCACCCUGUAUAGUCUGGUGUCCGACUCAUGGCCUAGAUACCUGAACGGAUUAUUAAUAGGAAACACACAUCACAUGGGCGUUUAUGACGAGUGCAUCAGUGUGCACCAGCCUAUUCAAGGAAAAUAUUGUAUGUCAACAAUAGAACUUCAGACUUCAUCAAACGAAAACUUCACCCAGUACAGUAAAGAUGAGUACGCAAGUUUUGAUAACGCAUGGCAAGAAAUACUUGGGUUUAUCGAUUAUGGUGACCGGUAUAAAAGAAAUGUUAUCAAUCUUGGCGUCUGUAUACCAGAAGCGUGUACAUCCGCAGAUCUUGAAAUUUCAUUACAAAGAGAACUGGAUAGUAUAUUCCUGUCUCAUCAACUAAAAGCGCAAGUCAAAGUUAAACCGGAUUUAUGUAACACUAACAAGCAUUUUUUCCCUUACGACACAGGAUAUUAUGUAACUUGCGGUUUUUUUGGAUUGCUGAUUUUGAUUGUAUCAUUCUCGACGACUUACCAUUUAGUAGCCCUACGCAAUGGUCGUGAAAACCAACGGUCGCAAAAUUUGGAAGUACUAAAUAUGUUUUCGGUAGUAAAAAAUGGAAAUGAUCUUAUUAAACAUAAUAAGAACAAUGAGCUCAAUAUUUUUAAUGGUUUGGUGUCAAACGCAAUGAUUUUGCUCGUAAUAGCACAUGGAAUUCUAGUUGGUAUCAAUCAUCCGCGGUUGUACCCAAAGCCAUUUGAAGAGAUUGUUCAAAAUACCCACAACAAUAUCUUACUAACUUUGAAUAAUGGAAUUGACCUUUUUAUAUUUGUGUCUGGUUACUUAUUAUACAUGACAAAUAUUACCAAGUUCAGAAAUCCCGGAUGUAAUUGGUUUCAAAUCCCAAAGAUUAUUAUCUACAAAUAUCUCAAAUCUCUUCCGGUUCACGUCACAAUGUUACUUCUUACAAUAUUUAUUGUCCCUCAUAUGGGAGGUGGACCUUUUUGGGCAAACCAAAUGGGCGUGGAAGCAAACAAAUGUAAACAAUAUUGGUGGACUAAUCUAUUAGUUAUAAAUAAUUUUGUCGAUGGAGAAAAACAAUGUCUCUACGCCGGUUAUUUCAUUUCGUUACAACUACAGUUAAUGGUUAUUGGAAUUAUGGUCGUUUACAUUUAUGGAAAAAACCGCAAAAUCGGCAAUGUUAUAAUAGCCUUGCUGAUUACCGUAUCAUUAAUCAUUCCGUUUGCUAUAACUUACUACUCGAAAUCAGAAGGAAUUACCAAAUUCAAUAUAUCAUUUACGUUAAAUUGGUUUCAAUCGACUAGUCCAGACUCAUAUCAUUUCACGUACCUAUACAGCCGAUUCUAUGAACGGGGUUUACCAUUCUAUAUUGGACUGUUAGCUGGUGAUAUUGUCGAAGUUUUAAAAAAAAAACAAAUCAAAAUAUCCAAGACAACUACACUAAUAACUACUCUGGUUGCCUUUGGUCUUUACAUAUAUGUCCAAUUGUACAGUAAUGUAUUCUUUAAAAGACAUAGGGAUUACAAUGCAAUCGAGUCGUCUAUUUAUUCAAGCAUUAACCAUCUAAAUACGCCCUUAUUUUCCAUGUGGAUCGCUAUCUAUCACACUACCUCUAGUUAUGGCUUUCUAGAAAAAUUACUGAACAAUCGAAUCACUGGUAUAUUACACAAACUCUCAUACUCGCUAUACCAGGUCAAUCUUACCGUAAUACUAAUGAUACAUUUCUCUGUACGGGCAUCCGGAGAUCAUUCAUUCCACAUAGUCGUAAUGGAAUAUAUUUAUACAAUAUUCAUGGUGUAUAUAGCGGCUCUAAUAAUGCAUUUCCUUGUUGACGCGCCGUUUGGAUUAUUGAUAAACAGAGUUAUUUUGGGAAGAAGACCUAGCACAAAAUCAAAAGAUGAUUGACGACAAAACAAUUUUAAAAAAAGAUAUCAAAAUUACAUAAGCAAAAUUCAGAAAAAUUUGAAAGUUCAACCUAAUCAAUUGUGGAAAUUCAAUAAUGAUAUAAGCAAAAAAAAUGUCUUGCUUAAUAGUAUGCAUCUAUGCAAUGAAGAGUUUCAUACUCCUAAUGAUAGUAUUAAUGUUUUUGGUAAUGACAUCAAUUUAUACGAUUUUAACGACAUAUUUAGCGGCUCUAAUAAUGCAUUUCCUUGUUGACGCGCCUUUUGGUUUAUUGAUAAACAGAGUUUUUUUGGGAAGAAGAACUAGCACAAAAUCUAAAGACGAUUGAUACUAGGAAAAUUAAAAAAAUGAAACAAGCAAAAUUACAUGGCAAACUUAUAAAUAUACUAUACUAAAAAUAAACUUUCUUUACAUUUAUUUAAUGUUAUAACUUCAGUCGACAAGCGGAACUUCCAACAUCUGUGACGGAAAACCCAACCAAUGAUUGAUAGAAGAGAUCGGCUAACUAAUUCUUAGGAUAAACCGGCUCGAGGCUCGUGGCAUUUCUGUCGACCAAUUUUGAAUUAAUAGUAUUCUGUAAAACUGGGUUUUUUGUAUCGGUAGAAACAUUUAAACCAUCAAAAGCGAUUUCAUUGGAAAAUACUACAACCAGCAAAAUAAACGUUACCAACACACACGCUCGAAACAUUUUGAGUAUCUGUGUCAACUACACUGAGAUUUGCAAA